CUCUUCCAUCUCGAAUAAUUUUAACAUCAAAAUUACCAACACGUACGACAGCUCCAUUUUCAACAGUUAUUACUGAAGAACAUGCAGCCGAAAUUGCGACAUGGGUUGAUAAGAGAGCUGAAACAUAUUCAACAGCAAAUAAUCCGUAUGAGUUUAAAUUGCUUCUUCGUGGAUCCAGAGAUGGUUUCACUAAAGAAACAUUUUGGAAAAUAUGUGAUAAGCAAGCAAAUACUAUUGUAGUAAUGAAGGUGAAAAAUACUGAUGAAAUUCUUGGUGGUUAUAAUCCUAUAAAAUGGGAUAAAUCAAUUGACAACUAUGUAAAAUGCAAUGAUAGCUUUAUUUUUUCAUUGAAAAAUGGUACUAUUCGCAAAAAUAUUUUGAGUUGUGUAAAACAUCCAAUAUGGGCAAUUUAUUGUAGUUCUAAACAUGGUCCACAUUUUAAUGAUAUUUGCAUGCUUGAUAAUUUUAAUCAAGAUGAUG
Ambispora leptoticha is the source of this 480-nucleotide messenger RNA. The record is from the annotation of a GenBank genome assembly. Lineage: Eukaryota; Fungi; Glomeromycota; Glomeromycetes; Archaeosporales; Ambisporaceae.